Molecule: messenger RNA, 3376 nt
Organism: Bursaphelenchus xylophilus (pine wood nematode)
Lineage: Eukaryota; Metazoa; Nematoda; Chromadorea; Rhabditida; Aphelenchoididae
Source: the annotation of a GenBank genome assembly
AUGGCCUUAAAUUCGACUCUGGAGUACAACACGGACCAGAUCAAACGAGAUGGAAUUAACGAUCCAGCCAUGAAAUAUUUUUAUUUGUUUAACGACCUUGUUAUCAAUCUCUUCUCGAACCGACCGUUUCCUCAAGAAAUCCUGAUUGAUCAGGACUUCAUCAACCUUGAUGUUGUCAAGUCUACACGUAAUAAUCACCAUGCGGUAAGUUUAUUUGGUCUUAACUCAUCGCUUUGUUUUGUUUCAGUGGCUUUUACAUGAGAAGUGGUGGUUGUUAAUGGAAAUUGUUUUAAUUGUUGGAUCUCUAUUUUUUACAUUGGUUUAUAUCUUCUACAAAUGUUGCAUGUGUUGUUGCGGCUCAAACAAAGAGGAAGUUGAUGGUCGUUUCGAUGGCUGUAAAAGAAAUUUCCUCAACUUGAUCUUUCUGGUCUUGGUAACAUUAAAUAUCUUUGCUUCUGUGGCUGUUUUGUUGUGUUCACAGUAUGCGACACUGUCCGUGGAGAAGUUCCCAAGCGUUCUCACAUGGUUUGGCGAUGAUUUAGAGAUGUACAAAAAUUACAACAAUCAGGUAUGUUUACUUAAAGUUAUGUUUUAUGCCGUUUUUAAUUAUUCCUUAUGUAGUUAGCUGAUGAAAUCAUUGAAAACGAUUGGAAAAUCACGAAGGAUGAACUUAAAUCAAGUCUGCAUAAUACGGGUCAUUUGGUGGUAACUCGUCUCUAUGAUAAGGGGUCUAAGGACCUCAUUUCUCAACUCAAUAAGAUUGAUUCAGGUAAUUUUUGUUGCUGGGGCAAUAAUAUUUUUUUGCAGCUACUGUGGAGCUGAUAAAUUUGAACAAUGACCAAGACUUUCUCGAUCUGAUAACGUUUCUUUCGGAAAAUAACACUCAGAUUAUCUUGACCAGUGAACAGACAGUAAGCUCGAUUUUAUUGUUAACGUAAUAUGUAUAGAAUAUGAUCAAACGAUUGCGCAAUGUGUUACCUAAAUUGAGUCAAAUAUCUCAAUUGAAGUCAUUGAAUGAAACCAUUGACAAAUCAGCGAUGAAAAUACAAAUGAAUAUUAAUAGAUAUGUGGAAGGUGAGUGACUUAGUGUCAUUCAUAUGACUAAACUAUAAAAUGAUUUUAGACAUCUCCCAACGAAUUGAUGAGGAAGAUAGCACGAUCCAGGAUGUUCAGCUGAAGAUAAAGAAAGAAUUGGACUCCCUCGACUUUACUGGAAUCCACGAAGAGGCCAAAAGAUUGAGUAAAUUGUUUGAUGAUAACAAACAGUACUUCAACAUUGGGUAAGUCAGUUCUAAUCAGGAUUAGAGACCUUUCUCAGAUGGGCUCUUUUCCUUGGUAUUGCUGCCGUUCUUUUCUUCAUCAGUUUGUGUUUCUUAUUCGGUGUUUUCUACGGAAUAUGUGGCCGUAGAGCCAGUUAUUACAAUGAUGACUGCUGUGUUAGGCCUACUGGGGGCAAGUUUUAUGGAUGGUGAGUUUAAUCGUUUAACUUUUUUAGCUUAGGCUGAUUCAAAAAUUUCCCGCCACACAGCGUUGUCUACUUUUUUGAAAUGAAUCGGACACGGAGUUUUUCGAUUUUUUGGUGGUCGACAUUUACCGAAAUAUGCAGGGAGAAAUUUUUGCAACUUUAGGUGGUAGACUGAAAGAAUUUGCUGUAAUUUGAUGACGCGAUUUAAAUAGGAUAAACCGACACGACCCAACUUUUUGGCUAAGGUUUAGCUGCCUUUACGGCUAUUCCAGACGUCCGACUAGAAUUUCACACAUACACGAAAAACAACUUCUGGAAUGCAUAAAAGCUUUCAGUAAAAAUUCCAACCUUUUGUAUUAGCGGGCCAAACAGCACAAAUCGGCCUGACUCGAUUGCCAAUUCUAAACUGAAUUUGUAAUCAAGGCUGAAAAAUGACCGACUUAGGAUUUUCAGCGCCCAAAAGCGACCUUAGUCUCAUCUUUUAGGACAAUUAAAUGAACUUUUUGAUCAGAUACAAAAAAAUGGGGACAAAACCGUCGUGGGAAUAAAAACGGGACCAAUCGCAAAAAUUACAUUUUGACGUAUAAGUCGACGGAAAGGGCAAUUAAUUUUUUUCACUUUUGGAUAUGUUGUAGAGAAUGUAUGCUAACAGGAUGCCUCCGGAAAUUUUAAAACAAAAAUCUCAAAGUCAACUUUUUUUUCUAUCUCCACGGCUGAUACGUAACCAAAACCCGUGUUUUAAUCAAUAUUUCAGCGGAGUAUCUAUGGCCAUUCUUGUUCUAUUUGUUCUGGCCGUGGUGGCCUCUUCUCUUAUGUUGAUAUUUGCAAAUGCGACUGAUCUCAUCUGUGACACAUGGGAGCAUCCGGAGGACCGCAUGGAAAUGAUUGAUCUCAUCGACCGGAUCACCUACGAAAAGCUUAUUAAUACUCGGACGGAGACAGAUAUGCUUGCGGAAGUUUUGGGGAAGAAAACGAACAUCAAGAAGCUGAUCAAGGGGUGCAGAAAUGGCACCACCUUUGUUCAGAUGCUCGGAAUCCGCGAUCGUUACAAAAGUUUCUCGCUUUUCAAUGAUAAGGUUGAUGAGUUCUCAAAGUUGGGGGACAAUAUCCGCAAUUCAUUUGAGUCCGAUAUCGAGAAAGUGGAUCUCAAUGUGACCGAGAUCGAACAUAAUAUCUCUCAGUUGAAGGCUCUGUCCACCAUCAACCUGACUGUAUGUUAUUUGUUACUGUGUCUUGAAUCAACUUUUGUAGGAAGUCAAGUCGAACCCCAUGUUGAAACCAUAUCUGCCGACAAUUGAAAAGAUUGACAAGGCCUUGAAGAAAUUGUCAUCUCUCCCCAGCCAUGAGUCCCUCGGUUUUGCUCAAAAUACAUUGUCAAAUAAGGAGGAACUCUCCAAAUUUCUGGAUGCAGUGAUUGUCGAGGAGACUAACUCUGUCAAGGGAAUUGUCACCAAAUACUUUUCCCAGCUUCAGGACUCUCUCGAAUCACAAAUAACAAGUUGUGAGCCAAUCUCUCACAUCAUGGAUAAUAUGAGAGUGGCUGUCUGUGAUCAUACUCUGGAUCCCUUGAACGGAAUCUGGAUGUCGUUGGUGAUCAGUGUAGUAUUAUUCAUUCCUUUAAUAAUGAUGGCUAAUACACUCGCUCGGCUUUAUAAUCAUGCUGCACCUUUCACGAAGUAGUAGGUUCUCUUCUCUCGCUUUAUCUUACCUGUCCUAGCACUGUUCAUGAGCCUCAUACAGAAGCCGCUUUCACUACUGACGAUUACGCAAUGACGAUGAAUCCAAACAAGCCGUAAGUUGCCUCCUUCCAAUCACUCCUUCCUUUCAAGAUCAUAUGGGACUAGGAAUUACGGUUAUCAAGAUGUAUAUCCCCCUCCAUAUCUGAACGACCAAUACCGGUAUCGAUAUUAA